AUGAUGAUGGAUCUCGGCCGCAUGGUGCAGUGGAGGCUCGACAUCCGAUGCAGGUUGGUGGACUCGCGCAGGAGGGCGACGCUGUCUGGCGUUGUGGUGGCGUCGAUGGCAGAGAGGCCUGGCAGGGUCGGUGCAUCAGUUCUGCAGCGUGCGAUGCUAACUGAGAGAGAUGGCGGAAUAGCAAGAAAUUUGCCCGUACUCCAUCAACUAAGCCCAUGCUCUCCCCUCAACACGUCUACGCUUGCUCCUCGUGACUUUCUCCGACGCACUGGCUCCAUGGUUUUCAAUGCCACCGCCGUGAUGGACACACUUGCACUCUCGCAAGUGACACAGGAAAACAUCAGGGCCAUAUGCUUGGAGAUGGGCAGCGAAACGUCUGAGAGCUUAUCCGGCAUUCUCGAUCUCAGUCGGGACAACCACUCAUUGGCAUCUGGAGCUCCUUCGUCUCCGGACACGGUGGCCUUCUCCUACUGCCUACCCUCUACGGUCGCUUCCCAGGGCUUCCUCUCCAUUGGGGCACCCCGGCCAGAACACUCCCGCCACUUCGUUGUCUACACCCCCCUACGAACCCACACUCUACUCCCCAACAUGUAUGUCGUCCGACUCACCAAACUAGACGGCGGCGGGGUGGAUGUCAAGAUCCCGUACGCGUUGCACGCCGGCAACGCUCUGUUCAUGCUCGGCACCACGUUCACCUACCUGAUGCCGGAUACCUAUGUGAUUCUCCGUGAGCAGUUCAAGUCGCAGAUGACGGAGUACCGCGUGGCACCAUCGAUGGGCGACCUCGACACCUGCUACAACUUCACUGGUCUGACGAGAAUGAGUAUGCCACCCAUCACACUUUGGUUCGAAGGAUGGGCAUAUAUUGUCCCCGGCAUGGAACAAAUGAUGUAUUUUGGGCGUCGGGGAGAUAUCUUCUCCGUGGGGUGCCUCGCAUUUGCUGCGGCAUCGGACUUACCACCAGGGAUAACUGCAGUCAUUGGCACCCUGCUCCAGGAGAGGACAGAGGUGGUGUAUGACGUUCAUGGAGGGAAGAUGGGAUUUUCCCACAAACAAUGUUGGUGA
Triticum aestivum (bread wheat) is the source of this 1065-nucleotide messenger RNA. RefSeq names its product aspartyl protease family protein At5g10770-like. Gene Ontology annotation, biological process: proteolysis. Gene Ontology annotation, molecular function: aspartic-type endopeptidase activity. Bases 1 to 1065 code for a protein of 354 amino acids. The record is from RefSeq and is a predicted model, not a curated record. NCBI's taxonomy places the organism in Eukaryota, Viridiplantae, Streptophyta, Magnoliopsida, Poales, Poaceae. The transcript is spliced from 2 exons.